Messenger RNA from Guyanagaster necrorhizus, 2126 nucleotides. RefSeq lists its product as uncharacterized. Gene Ontology annotation, molecular function: protein binding. Gene Ontology annotation, cellular component: cytoplasm; spliceosomal complex. The record is from RefSeq and is a predicted model, not a curated record. The transcript is spliced from 10 exons. Bases 44 to 2035 code for a protein of 663 amino acids. Gene Ontology annotation, biological process: mRNA cis splicing, via spliceosome. Lineage: Eukaryota; Fungi; Basidiomycota; Agaricomycetes; Agaricales; Physalacriaceae.
GUUAGUCCUCUCCAUCCACGACCGUCACAACCGAGAGUCGACAAUGGGAAGACAUUCCUCCGCCCACCCAUCCUCUCCCACUCGAAGGUACGAUGAAUGUGGUAGGGAGGCAGAGCGUUCUAAUCGUGACAGAAAAUCCCUGGGAACAGACGGUUACAGCGAACGAGACGAGCAUCAUAAACGUCGUCGGAGCCCGAGUGGGGAGAGAGACCCUUCUUCUCAACGUCGUGAUAGGGAUAGCAGUAGAGAACGCAGAAAAAGGCGUAAACGGGACAAGUCAGAGGAACGCAAAGCCCGGAAAGCAGAGAAGAAGCGCAUAAAAGAGGAGGAGGAAGCUCGUCAAGUCGCCGAGCUCAGUGUUUAUAGUGCAACCGAUAACCCUUUUCACGAUGUCAACCUAGGACAACAGUUUCGAUGGCAUAAGAAAAACGAAAGAGACAAAAAGGAGGGGUUGACCUACGCCGAGUCGCAGCGCCGUGAUGCCAUCCGACGCCAAGAAGCCAAGGACGAGUUGGAACGGUUGAACAAAAGAAGGGCUGAACGUGAGGCUGACCAGCGUCUCAGGGAAGAGGAGGAACUUCGAAUGCAACGUCUUCAGGAAUCUGCUCAGAUGUCGGAGUGGUUGUCAAAGGAAGGCGAUUUCAGGCUGGAGCAGGAAAGAAAGCGUGCAACAAUCCGGAUUCAAGAGAAGCGCGCCAAGGCUAUUGACUUUCUUGCACUGAACUUGAAGUAUGUUAAUCCAUCUACUGAAGAAGAUGACGGUGGCGAAGAGGAUGCCGGUUUGGAGAUUGACUUGGAUGAGCCAUAUAAUAUAUUUGACAAUCUUACCGAUGAGCAAGUGGAGGAACUGCAUGACGAUAUCGAACGAUACCUGACAUUAGAGCAAGUCCCCAUUAACAUUGAGUUCUGGACUAACAUGAUGGUAGUCUGUAAGGAUCAGUUGGAGAGGAUCAAAGUAAACGACCGAAUGGGCAUUGAGACUGCCGCCGCUGUAGAGGAUGACAUCACGACACUACUGUCUGGCAAAUCAUAUGAUGAACUCAGCUCUCUCCAACGACAAAUUCAAGAUAAGUUAACGAGCGGUGAAACGGUCGACAACGAUUACUGGGAAAAUUUACUACGAAGGCUUCUCGUUUGGAAGGCAAAGGCGAAGCUGAAAAGUUUCCAUGAGGUAGUCGUUCGCAACCGUCUUGAACAGCUUCGCAAGCGCCAGCGCGAUGAAGCCCUGCAAGCGCAAGAAGAACUUCUUGCUGGCGUAGCGAAAUCAGCUUCUUCUAAACCUUGGAUUCCUAAAGAUAUCGAAGCAGAUGUCCCGGAUCCUGACAUCCAUGAUGUCCAAGAUAUAGAGGAAUAUGACCGGGCGAUGAGUCCGCCAUUGAUUGACAUCAUUAAACUAUCAGCGGAAGACCGACAAAUUGAUAUUCUAACAGAGCAGGAAGAUCGCCGAGCUCUGUUUGCACAGCGUAGGGCUGUUGCCGCUUCGAGAUUCGUUGCCAAAGCCGUCCAGCAGAGAGUCGAAACUCAGGAUGAGGAAGUGCCCAGCGGAGCUGAUCUCGCUUCGGAAGCGUUGUACAGGGCAGAAGCGGAGCGGGAGCUUGAUGAGGAGGAAGAGCUGUUUAAUCUGGAGGAGAACAUUACCAACCCGACCAGCUAUAACUGGGAAGAUAAGUAUCGCCCACGCAAGCCUAGAUAUUUCAAUCGGGUCCAUACCGGCUACGAGUGGAACAAGUAUAAUCAAACCCACUAUGACACGGAUAAUCCUCCCCCAAAAGUCGUCCAAGGCUACAAGUUUAAUAUCUUCUAUCCUGACCUCAUUGACAAAUCGAAGGCACCGACGUAUAAGAUUGUCAAGGAGCCUGGGAACGAAGAUACAGUUUUGCUGCAUUUCACCGCCGGUCCACCAUACGAAGACAUCGCUUUCAGGAUCGUCAACAGAGAAUGGGAGUUCUCACACAAACGUGGUUUCCGGAGUAGCUUUGACCGGGGCUGUUUAUCUCUGUGGUUCAACUAUAGACGCAACUUCUACCGCAAGUAGUUGUAUACGGAGGGUAUAUAGCAAUGUUUGUACAAUAUAUCUACCAUUAUUUAAUAGCACCGUCGCGUCGGGGUCGCCGCCCGAACCUUGC